AAUACAAUCAUUUGCAUUUAUUCUCUAUUGUAGGCCGUAUAUUUCCGUGCAAUAAUUCGCGAAUGAUUGAAUUUUUGACAUGUCGUCGUGGCUUAAAAAAUAAACAAAGAAAAAACCUCGAAACAAAGAAAUAAUCAUUAAGCUGAAUUAUACAUCAGUUUUAUACCCUUUCCAUUCACUAUUUCAACCAAUAUACCUCAUGAGCUCAAACAUCUCAGCCCUGACCCAAAUAGCCCUUAAGGACUGGAUACUCAUCAUAGAAAGUGGUAAUAUAGUUACAUUUGCUCAAUUUUUUUUCAUUGCAUUAGAAGGUUAUAUUCAUUUUUUCGAUAGGUCGAGACCUCCUUUUUAUUUACAACAGAAUAAAGUCCCUUUGAAAAGAUGGUCAUUAACAAUUAUAAUGUUUUUUUUAAUUAGUGUUUUGAAUAAUUCUGUCUUUAUUUUUAAAAUUUCAAUACCUAUUCAUAUCAUCUUUAGAAGUUCAGGAACUGCUGUGGUUAUGAUUAUUGGGUGGUUGAUUGCAAAGAAAACUUAUAAUAAAAUUCAAAUAUCAAGUGCUGUUUUAUUAACUAUUGGUGCUAUUAUAACAACUUUAUAUAAAGAUCAUAAUAUCUUUGCCAAAAGGGAUGAAGGAAAUGAAGGGUUCUUGUCUGUUUUAUCAAAUGAUGUUUUAUUCUUUAUCGGUAUUGGAGUUUUAUUAUUCGCAGCUAUAUUAAUGGCCUUAUUAGGGUUAUAUAAUGAAGAAACUUAUAAAAAAUAUGGUAAACAUUGGCAAGAAAAUGUUUUUUAUUCACAUUUAUUUGGAUUACCAAUUUUUUUAUUCAUGUUUCCAAGAAUUAUAACAGAAUUUAAAAAUUUAUUAAAAUACCCUGAAUCUUUCAAUAUCUUGGGAUUUGAAUUACCAAAACAAAUUGUUUAUUUAGGUUUAAAUGUCUUGACCCAAUUCUUUUGCGUUAGAGGUGCAAAUAUGCUUGCUGGUAAUACAACUGCAUUAACAGUUUCUGUUGUAUUGUUAUUGAGAAAAUUUACAAGUUUAUUAUUAAGUAUGUGGUUAUUUAAUAAUAGAUUAAGUGCAACUGGUUCAUUUGGUGCCUUUUUGGUGUUUUUUGGUGCAUUCUUGUAUAGUUAUGGUUCUACUCAAAAUAAACCAAAGACAGCUACUCCAUCAGUUAAGGAUGAGAUUGAAAUUAAAGAAUUGACACCAAAUGAAACUGAUGAUAUUGAAAAGGCUAAACUUGUUUCAAAAGAUUGAUUCUUUUGAUUCUUUAGAGAUGUUGUAUAUACAAAAUAAAUAAAUAAAUUAGAAGGUGC
Messenger RNA from Hansenula anomala, 1311 nucleotides. It is a transcript of the gene YEA4, whose product is annotated as Yea4p. The transcript is spliced from 2 exons. The record is from RefSeq and is a predicted model, not a curated record. Gene Ontology annotation, molecular function: UDP-N-acetylglucosamine transmembrane transporter activity. Gene Ontology annotation, cellular component: Golgi membrane; endoplasmic reticulum membrane. The coding region runs from base 200 to 1252 and encodes 350 amino acids. Gene Ontology annotation, biological process: transmembrane transport. NCBI's taxonomy places the organism in Eukaryota, Fungi, Ascomycota, Saccharomycetes, Phaffomycetales, Wickerhamomycetaceae.